AUUUAUGUACCUAGAACAAUUAGAAGAAGAAGCAGAAUAAUGGAUUUUUUACAGUUUCGAUUUCAUAUUACUCUAUUAUUUUUGUUUACGAGUAGUGCAGUGCUAGCAGUACCAUUAUUAGCAAAGCCUAAUUGCCAAUCACGUUGCGGAGACGUUGAAAUCCCGUACCCUUUCGGAAUUGGAGCAGGCUGUUACAUUGACGACUGGUUUCAAAUAACAUGUGUCAACUCAACCAAACCUUUCUUGAACAACAUCGAUCUAGAGGUGCUAGAAAUUUCUGUUAAGGGUACACUAAAGGUUGUAAACCCAAUUACGUUCUCUUCCAACUGCGGUACUAAUAAGCCUAUUCGCCAAUCGGCCAACUUGGAGGGAAGCCCUUUUGUGUUCUCCCAGAAGAACAUAUUCACUGCAAUGGGUUGCGGCGUUAUGGCCAUGAUCACUUCAAACUCAAAUGGCUCUACCGUUUCAGCCGGCUGCAAGUCCGAAUGUGACAAUAUUUCAACAAAUGUGAAAAAGAAUGGAGUUUACUUCUGCCAGACCCCCAUCCCUUGGUUUCUCUCUGCCUUCACUACUGCUUUCCAGGUUUAUGAUGAUUAUACAAAAAGUACUAAUUCAUGCAGUUACGCAUUUUUGGUAGACCAUGACUGGUUUCAGUGGUUUCUCAACAAUUCAACAAAAAAUAUUUCUACCAUCAGUGACAUGGACAAUGUCCCUGUCAUGCUAGACUGGAACUUAUAUCAUUCGACGGUCGAUGUAUUUGGAGUCAUGGUAAAAGUAAAUCCGAGAUCUUUGGGUUCCGAAUCAUCCUUCUAUUGCCAAAGUCAUAAUGACAGCUCCUCAAUACAUGAAUCCUCAUUCAGGCUGGAAUGUUUCUGCAAUUGGGGCUAUGAGGGAAAUCCCUAUCUCCCACAAGGAUGUCAAGACAUAAAUGAAUGUGAGGCUGGGAACCAUUGUACUGGAGGCUCCAUAUGUAAGAACCAUGUUGGGUAUUAUGAAUGCUACCCACCACAUAGAAAUUCUUGGCUUAAAGUGGUCUUUAUAGGUAUCGGCAUCGGUCUUGGGCUAUUGUUUCUACUCGUUGGUGCUUGGUGGUUGUAUAAAGUCGUUAGAAUUAAACUCAAGGAGAAGUUUUCGCAACAAGAUGGCAGUUUAUUGAUGGAACUACAGCAUUUAUCUUCUGGUGAAGUCAACUUGGAUAACCGUCAAUCACCCUCUUCCUCCUCUCCCUCUACCUCACCUCCCGCCACCACUUCCGGGCCUAGAAGGCCCAGCCCAAGCCCGCCGCCGCCGUCCAGCUGGUUCCGCCGAACUACAUCCACCACUGCGAGGUUCGAUUUCUUCCCGAGUUCUUCGAUUCUUGCUCGAACUCGACGGUUUUCGAGUGGAGCGGCUGCAGCAAUUUCGCCCAUUGGACCCCUGUGCGAUUCUGAAGCCGACGAUGUCAAUCUUGGUGAGAUGGAUGCAUCGUCGUCGUUAAAUCUAACGAAGAAGAAUGAUAUUUGCAUGUGGCAUAUUUUCAGCAUUUCGCUAGAAAGUCACCAAAAUUUUAGGGCUACUAGAAAAUAUGGUGCAGAAGCAGAAAAUACAAAAUUGAAAAAUUAUUUGAGAAAAAUCAACAUCACUCAUCUUCUCUUCUGUUAUAGUGAACUCGUCAAAGUCAGACUAGAAAUGGAUUGGCAACAAAGAAAGAACUGGUCUGGAAUUUUAGAAUGCUGGAGAAUUUUAUUAACCUGCUUGAAAUGUUCCAUCUAUCGUGGAAGGUGCAGAGAAAUCAGCAGGAAGUUACUAGCAGUAUCAUCAUCACAGAAACCGCCCAUAGCAAAGCUUAACUGUCAGUCUCAUUGUGGAGACAUUGAAAUCCCGUAUCCCUUUGGAAUUGGGGCAGGUUGUUUCAUUGACGACGACUGGUUCCAAAUAAUCUGUGACAACUCUACUGGCAAUCCCACUCCUUUCUUGAACCGUGCUAAUCUGGAGGUCCUCAAUAUUUCUGCUGAAGGAGGUACGCUAAGGGUCACAAACCCGAUCACCUUCUCAAAUUGCAGCAACAAGCCAAUCAACCGCCAGACGGCCAACUUGGAGGGCAGCCCUUUUGCGUAUUCCACCGAGAACGUGUUCACUGCAGUUGGUUGUGGUUUUAUGGCCACGAUCACCUCAAACUCAACUGGCUACUCCAUUUCAAGUGGAUGCAAGUCCGAGUGUGACAAUUCCAUAAAUAAGAGUAACGGUACCAGGCAUAAUGUAUGCAACGGUGUGGACUGCUGCCAGACAGCCAUCCCUUCAUUUCUCUCUGCUUUCAAUACGAGUUUCCAGCGUGAUGACGACAAUACACGAAGUUCAUGCAAUUACGCAUUCUUGGUAGACCGCGAAUGGUUUCAGGGGUAUGCCAACAAUUUAACAAACACUUCUGCCAUCAGCGAAAGGGACAAUAUUCCUGUGGUGCUUGAAUGGAAAAUGUUUCAUUCCACAACUGAAGUGUUUGGAACCUCUUUGGAAGUAAAUGCAACGAUGACAAGCGAGGACCCAAUCCGGCCUCAGUGUGAUAGCUACAAUGACAACUCUUCCGCAUAUGGAUCCUCAAGGCUUGAAUGUACCUGCGGAGGGGGCUUUGAAGGAAAUCCCUAUCUUCUCGACGGAUGUCAAGACAUCAAUGAAUGUGAGGUUGGCAAGCAUGAAUGUCCCGAGCACCUAGUUUGUGUGAAUAUUCCUCACGGGUACGCAUGCAUGAAUCCUCCGAAGAGCAAAUCUCCGGUCAGAGCCGUCAUUAUAGGUAUCGGCAGUGGUCUUGGAUUCUUGUUACUGCUCCUUGGUGCCUGGUGGUUGCAUAAACUCAUAAAGAAAACAAAAGCCAUUAAACGCAAGAAGAAGUUCUUUGAACAAAAUGGUGGUAUACUAUUGGAGCAACAACUGGCGGCUGGUGAAGUAAAUGUUGAGAAAAUUAAGUUGUUCAAUUCACAGGAGUUAGAGAUAGCCACAGACCAUUUUAACAUCGAUAGAAUUCUUGGCCAGGGAGGCCAAGGUACUGUUUACAAAGGAAUGUUGACGGAUGGAAGAAUUGUUGCUGUAAAGAAGUCUAAAUUAGUUGAUGGGGGCGAAGUUGCGCAGUUCAUUAACGAAAUUGUCAUUCUUUCGCAAAUUAACCACAGGAAUGUCGUUAAACUGUUGGGUUGCUGUUUAGAGACAGAAGUGCCUCUCUUGGUUUAUGAAUUCAUACCGAAAGGGACUAUCUACCAAUAUCUCCACGAAGAAAAUGAGGAGUUUUUAUUUACGUGGGAAAUGCGCUUAAGGAUUGCUGCUGAAGUUGCAGGAGCUCUUUCAUACUUACAUUCAGCAGCAGGUUUUCCAAUUUACCACAGGGACAUCAAGUCUACAAACAUACUCUUAGAUGAUAAAUACAGAGCAAAAGUUGCAGAUUUCGGGACUUCAAGAUCGGUUUCCAUUGACCAAACCCACCUCACCACAAUAGUACAUGGCACCUUCGGGUACUUGGACCCAGAGUACUUCCAAUCAAGUCAGUUUACAGAUAAGAGUGAUGUGUAUAGCUUUGGAGUUGUCCUUCUUGAGCUAUUGACUGGGGAAAAAUCUGUUUCUCUAACAAGGUCACCAGAAAUCAGAGGCCUAGUUACAUAUUUUAAUUUUACAAUGGAAGAGAAUCGUCUGUUUGAUAUUAUUGAUGCUCGAGUUAAGGAGGAGGGUGCAACGGAAGACAUAUUGUCAGUUGCUAACCUCGCAAACAGAUGCUUGGAUAUGAGUGGAAAGAGACGGCCUACGAUGAAAGAAGUGGCAAUGGAGUUGGAGAGGAUUCAAAAAUCGGUCAAGUCUUCUAAUAAUCUGCAACAAAAUUACGAUGAGGUCGAAUAUGUUAGAAAUGAAGUAACUGGUCCUUGGGAUGUUACAUCGACAGGGUCGUGUUUGGCUGGAGGUACUACUGCGUCAAAAGAUUCACUACCACUACUAUCUUACUGAUCACGACGACCAGCAAUUGGUGGAAACUGGAGAUUUCCCUGAUCUUGUUUUCGAAGCAAGAAAAUUUUUUUUUUUUCUGGUUUUAAUCGACUUGUUUAGUGGUGUCUGUAUGCUCCGAUUGUUCUUGAUGUUUUAUGUGCUAAUAAUUUUGACGUGUCCGACAGUUUUAGCUUC
Messenger RNA from Pyrus x bretschneideri (Chinese white pear), 4137 nucleotides. Its product is annotated as wall-associated receptor kinase-like 2. Gene Ontology annotation, cellular component: plasma membrane. Gene Ontology annotation, biological process: protein phosphorylation; cell surface receptor signaling pathway. The record is from RefSeq and is a predicted model, not a curated record. The transcript has 8 exons. NCBI's taxonomy places the organism in Eukaryota, Viridiplantae, Streptophyta, Magnoliopsida, Rosales, Rosaceae. Gene Ontology annotation, molecular function: polysaccharide binding; calcium ion binding; ATP binding. Bases 40 to 3963 code for a protein of 1307 amino acids.